AAUCUGUCAUCAUUGUUGUAUCGUUUCGUAUCUUGUACGUAUUUCAUUUUAAUUUACAUCGGCCGCAAUUUUAGUCCAAAGUUCCAAACUCCAAACUCGCGAGAGCGAUCAAGGAAGUCGGCCGUUGAUAUAAAUUAUUAUAGUGUUGUCGUCAAGUCGAUAAAAAAUGAGUUUAGUCGCGAAUACUGGAAAGCUAGCGGGUCGUACGCUGUUUAUUACUGGUGCUUCUCGUGGUAUUGGGAAAGCGAUAGCCCUAAAAGCAGCCAAGGAUGGAGCAAAUGUUGUGGUCGCAGCUAAAACUGCCGAACCCCAUCCUAAACUGCCUGGAACCAUUUAUUCCGCUGCUGAAGAAAUUGAAGCUCUUGGCGGUAAAGCACUGCCGGUUAUUGUAGAUGUAAGAGAUGAAAAACAAGUACAGAAAGCAGUCGAUGAGGCUGUUAAAAAGUUCAAUGGAAUCGACAUAUUAGUGAACAAUGCGUCGGCCAUCUCUCUCACGGGCACCGCCCAGACGGACAUGAAGAGAUACGACCUCAUGCACAACAUCAACACUAGGGGAACUUUCCUAGUAUCCAAGCUAUGCCUGCCAUUGCUGAAGUCAAGCAACCACGCACACAUCCUCAACUUAUCUCCACCCCUCAACAUGAACCCGUAUUGGUUCUCAGUCCACGUGGCGUAUACGAUGGCGAAGUACGGCAUGUCGAUGUGUGUGCUCGGCAUGAGCGAGGAGUUCAAGCCCUACAACAUCGGCGUCAACGCGCUCUGGCCUAAGACUGCCAUCGCGACAGCUGCUAUUGAGAUGCUGACCGGCGACACUUCGACCAGCCGCAAGCCCGAGAUCGUCUCAGACGCGGCCUAUUUCAUGCUGUGCAAGGAUCCUAAAACAUACACUGGAGUAUUUGCCAUCGACGAGGACGUCGUAAAGGAAGCAGGAGUCAAAGACAUGACCCCGUAUGCCUGUGAUCCCAAGAACGCAGAUAACCUGCUAUUGGACGGUUUCCUUGACGACCCGCAAGCGCUGGCCGCCCACCACAACGUUACCCUGCAGGCCCAGUCGGUCCGGCGGUACCAUACCUCCGCCAGGCUUUGCAAGGAGGAAAAGACUGACGCGCCAGCAGCUAGCGGGCAAAUCCCGCAGCUGUUUGCUUCCAUCAGCAAGACAUUGUCGGCUGAGCUCGUGCAGAAGACGCAAGCUGUGUACCAGUUUAACGUUAAAGGCAAGGAGGAAGGCGUAUGGCACUUGGACCUCAAGAAUGGCGAAGGCGCAUGCGGACAGGGCGAGCCCAAGAACGCUCCAGAUGCCACGCUUACCAUGGACAGCAAGAACUUCACAGAGAUGUUCGCCGGUAAACUGAAGCCAGCGACCGCCUUCAUGAUGGGCAAACUCAAGAUCAGCGGAGACCUGCAGAAGGCCAUGAAGCUAGAAAAGAUGAUGAAGUCGCUGAAAGCCAAAGCAUAAUGAACUCACCAAUGCAGUAUUCAAAUGAAUAGUUUUUCGAUUCAACUAAAGCUGUGUGUGGAAAAAAAAACACAAUGUUGGUGCAAAGAUAUAAAAAUAUUAAUCUUCAACCACAGCAACGCGUGCAGAAAGCCAUCGCCGGCGAUCAUAGGCCAAUGACAGGUCGCGCGACCCAUGACAGUUCACACGGCCUGUCAUUGGCAUAAUGAUCCCAUCUGCACGCGUUGGUGUGAUUGAAGCUUUACAGAAACUCACAGCCAUUUUGUUGAACUUAAAACGAUCCAUUGAGAAAUCUUAAGAAUAGUACGAGUAUAAACCCACAGUAAGAGACAAUAACUAUUUUUCUACAAAACUUUUUCAAAAACAACUUUUACUGGAAGUUUUUUACGAAAAAUUGUUUAUGAGUACAGUAUACUGUUAUUUAUCAUGUAAUAUCGUAAUAUUUGUAGAUAUUAUUUAUGAUAAUGUUUUAGAAAAGUAAUGGAUAUGAAAUGUUAAAUGUUUUCUUGAGUAUGCAAGAAAUAUUUGUAAAUGACUGAAGUAUUCUUAUUGAAUAAAUGAAGAAAAUAUAAAAAAGCAAGCUCAAUGCAAAUGGGCAUCGCCAUCGUGUUUCAUAGGGGUGCUAUAAUGUUACCAACUAAAGAAAUAAUUGUAUAUUUGU
Ostrinia furnacalis (Asian corn borer) is the source of this 2117-nucleotide messenger RNA. RefSeq names its product Hydroxysteroid dehydrogenase like 2 (gene Hsdl2). The record is from RefSeq and is a predicted model, not a curated record. Gene Ontology annotation, cellular component: mitochondrion. Bases 167 to 1456 code for a protein of 429 amino acids. NCBI's taxonomy places the organism in Eukaryota, Metazoa, Arthropoda, Insecta, Lepidoptera, Crambidae. The transcript is spliced from 13 exons.